GAUUUUGUCAUUGAAAUAGAAAAUACAGAAAUCAAGUGUCAUCGCUUCAUUCUUGCAUCAUGCUCUGGAUUUUUCAGUGGACUUUUCCGAAGUAUGAACGAAGUGACGAAUGGCCGUGCUUCUUUGCAGGGUAUUUCUUGUGAAACAUUUAAGCUAAUACUAGAGACCCUGUACACUGGCCAUGACGUCAUAACUGAAGAUAAUGCCAUUGCCAUCUGGCAUGCCUCUAAUCAGUUACAGAUUGACUUCAUGAUUGCGUUAAGUGAAAAGAUGAUAGUCAAGAUGUUGUUAUUAGACAAUUUUGAAGAAGUCUACAGAAACGCUAAGCUCAUUAAUUCUAGUCAAGUGUUAGAGGCCAUCAGAAAAUUUAUGUUGGAAAAUUUCGUGCAGAUACGAAAGAUGAACACAUUGCUUGAACUUUCGUAUGAUGAACUUUUGUCUUUGGUAAGUGAUCACAAGCUUGUGGUAGAAUCUGAAGACCAAGUCUUGGAAACCAUUAUGGAAUGGAUAGAAUAUCCUGACAUUGGAAUUUUGGAAGUGAAAGAAAAUCAAAAUAAUUUAAGA
Messenger RNA from Lymnaea stagnalis (great pond snail), 564 nucleotides. The record is from the annotation of a GenBank genome assembly. NCBI's taxonomy places the organism in Eukaryota, Metazoa, Mollusca, Gastropoda, Lymnaeidae.